AUGAUGUUAAUUUGGUGUGCAUGUAGUAUGCAAGUAAUAUAUGCAAGUAAGAAUCUAGUGAGCAGUUCGAUGCUUCCGGAAAAGAAGAUCCGUUCAUUCAUGGGGCAAAUCCCGAGCGGCAGAAAUAGAGCCAAAGCUGAGAGUUGUAUUUGUGCUAUGCGUUUCCGUCAGUUGCGACAUGGCAAAAAAAACGGUGUGGUUUCUGACUUACAGAGGUGCUCAAUGGUUCCAUCUUCUUUAGUACUCGAAAUCGGCAGUUCCGCGAUGGCUAUAUUUUUCCGAGAUCUACCACAGAAGUACGGGUCGUCGACUCAUUUGACUGAUCAAACUCCCGUCUCUUUUCCAACAGCUCUUUGA
Molecule: messenger RNA, 357 nt
Organism: Kuraishia capsulata CBS 1993
Lineage: Eukaryota; Fungi; Ascomycota; Pichiomycetes; Pichiales; Pichiaceae
Exons: 1
Coding region: 1-357 (118 amino acids)
Source: RefSeq, a predicted model, not a curated record